UGGACGGGGGAUAGGUGGGGGGGGAGUUGCCUUCACGGAUGUGUCCCUGCGCUCACAAGACGGAGGUGUGGGUCUCUUUCCAGUGUUUGCAUCUAUUCGGAGGAGAGAAGCGAUAGGCCACCUUCGGAUGCGAACGUGCAAUCAUGUCACGAGCGCUGGGCUUCGCAACGAGAGCAUCUGAUUAAUCCACACUGGCGAUACGCGGACUCCAAAAGGAAUAAAGCAAUGGGUGGCCAUAUAACGCGAAAUGCCUUUUACGACUCCCUCGGUGGCCCUUUCCCUUCCACAUCGCACCGAUGCCACCACAAACCCAAGAGGUGCCUGCCUAUCCAAUGUGGCAGUGUCAGUGGGCCCCUGCCCAUGAGCCCACUUCUCUUCCAUCCAAAUGCCAAGGGUUCCCAAAUUGUUAUGGACCUUGCCCAGAAGACAGUCAAGAGGCAAGCCAGUUUCUGCAAUGCCAUCACCUUCAGCAACAGACCCAUAGCGCUGUAUGAACAAGUCCGCCUCAAGAUUACUAAAAAGCAGUGCUGCUGGAGUGGGGCUCUGCGUCUGGGCUUCACCUCCAAAGACCCAUCCAGGAUAAACCCAGACAACCUGCCCAAGUAUGCUUGCCCUGACCUCGUGUCCCAGAGUGGCUUCUGGGCCAAGGCCCUACCUGAGGAGUUUGCCAACGAGGGCAAUGUUAUCGCCUUUUGGGUUGACAAGAAGGGCAGAGUCUUCUACCGCAUAAAUGAGUCCAGUCCCAUGCUGUUCUUCAGCGGGGUCCGCACAGCUGAGCCCCUCUGGGCCCUCAUUGAUGUUUAUGGACUGACCCGUGGGGUGCAGCUGCUAGGCAGUGAGAUUGUUCCUCCCGACUGCCUGCGCCCACGCUCCUUCACCACAGUGCGCUCCUCCUCUCUGCGGCGUGAAGCGGAUGACUCCCGUCUUUCUGUCAGCCUAUGUGACCUCAACCUGCAGCAGGAGGAUGGAGGCAAUGCUCACAAUCACUCCCAUCGCCACACCCUCCACCUGGCCUCAGCCUCCUCCUCCUCCACCUGCCCCAUCCCCCAGAACUCCCUUAACUCCCAGCAGUCCUCACUCCUGCCAUCUGCCCUGGAGAGUGACCUCCACUUCCACCAGCUGCGAGGCGCCCACAUUAAGACGCUAGAUGAGCAGACAGUGGCACGAUCUGAGCAUGCCCGUGAGGAGCGCACGCUGGUCUUCACCAACCGACCCCUGCGCACUGGAGAGACUGUCUUCAUCAAGGUCACCAAAUCCAGCCCAGCGCGCUCAGGCUCCUUGUCCUACGGUGUGACAUCCUGUGACCCAGCAGUGCUGCGCCCCAGCGACUUACCCUACAAUCCAGAGGCUCUGGUGGACAGGAAGGAGUUUUGGGCGGUGUGUCGGGUGCCCACACCUCUCCAAAGCAGUGAUAUUCUGGGCUUCUUGGUCAACCACGAAGGGGAGGUCAUCCUCAGCCACAAUGGCACCAAUGUGGGCAUGCAGGUGUGUGUGGACAACUCCCGCCCACUCUGGAUGUUCUUCGGUCUUCAUGGGGCUGUGACUCAGCUGAGGAUUCUGGGUUCCACUCAUCUUAGGGAUCCACGGGCCACAUCGAACCCCAGCUCACCCUCCUCCUCCCCGCACACCCCCAGCGCUCUGGGCAGUGGCAGCUCUGAUCCGGUCCUGAACGGAGGCCUGUGCUCUGCCGCUUACUGCAGCUCAGCAGGGGGUACAACCCCAAAUUCACCAGUCAGUCUCCCCAAGUCACCUACGUUCCCAUCAGGCCGUGGGCCUUGGUCCGAUGAGUGCUCUAUCUGUUAUGAAAACAUGGUGGACACGGUCAUCUACGCCUGUGGGCACAUGUGUCUGUGCUACACUUGCGGCCUCAAACUCAAGAAGAUGUCUAAUGCCUGCUGUCCCAUCUGCAGAAGACAGAUCAAAGACAUUAUCAAGACCUACCGCAGCACAUAAGGGGAAGAUGGCAAACGGACGGAUGGCCUCCCUAAGAACUGCAAAAUACCAGAUUCAGGAAAAGAAAUGUCUAAGUACAGUGAAUAUGAACUGUCGUACUUUGAUUUGGUAUUUUCAUACAAUUAUUGUUGGUUGGUUUCCUCUCAUGACCUUUUCCAAAGUCGGUAACGCUUUGUUGGGAAGGUCACAUUCGCUUUAGAGUUGUUGUCACAGCCUCCCUAUGGAGGCAGCACUUGAAGUGGCAGGGGGUUCCAAUACGAACUUUAUUCUCGCCAGAAGUGUUUUCUCUCUCCUGGGAACUUGGAAUACUUUAAAGAAGAAAGGAAAAACUGAACCAAUUCAAGAUUCUUUCAUUUGUCGAGCCAUGUUGUAAGAAUUAAGGGACGAACACGCAUUUGCAGAAAGUAGAUGAGUCUCUUUGGGGCUGAAUGUCUCGAUAAUAGCUCUUUUAGAGGAUGACUGAAGCUCAGAAAUAUGCUGUCAAGCUGAUGGAUAUUUCUGACUCAACCAGUCAAUAAAAAAGCACCCGCAGAAGGUUAUCAGCUCAGUA
This is a messenger RNA of Xiphias gladius (swordfish), 2503 nucleotides long. RefSeq names its product neuralized E3 ubiquitin protein ligase 1Aa (gene neurl1aa). Gene Ontology annotation, molecular function: ubiquitin protein ligase activity. The transcript is spliced from 6 exons. Gene Ontology annotation, biological process: negative regulation of Notch signaling pathway; nervous system development. Gene Ontology annotation, cellular component: plasma membrane; postsynaptic density. The coding region runs from base 226 to 1953 and encodes 575 amino acids. The record is from RefSeq and is a predicted model, not a curated record. NCBI's taxonomy places the organism in Eukaryota, Metazoa, Chordata, Actinopteri, Istiophoriformes, Xiphiidae.